AUGGUGAAGGUAACACCCGACCUUGUACUGGCUGGACCACUGGUCAGCGUCACACCCAGACCACUGGCCAACGUCACACCCAGACCACUGGCCAACGUCACACCCAGACGACUUGAAGCGUUAGACACCAGACGACUGGCCAACGUCACACCCAGACCACUGGUCAACGUCACACCCAGACAACUUGAAAGCUUUAGACACCAGACGAGUGGCCAACAUCACACCCAGACCACUGGCCAACACAGUGGAGACAGGAUAGUCACAGUUCUAUGUGCCACCUCAGGUCUGACUGACAGAACGUAUUGGAUUGACGUGAGUGACCAAGACUCUGAGGGGGACUGGCGCACUUCCUCAGGUCUGUCUAUACCCAUGGGUACACCAUUCUGGAAGGCGGAUACUGAAUUCCAGGAGCCAAAUAACGUUAAAAAUUAUGAAAAUUGCUUGGAGAUGAACAAUAAAUAUUCAUUUUUCAUGAAUGAUAUUGGCUGCUCUGAUCUGUUGUCGCUAAUAUGUGAACAACCACCACAAGAUACUGCAAACCACAACAUGACAGCAGUAGCAGCAGUGCCAGAGGUGCAGGACUAUCCCUCCUUUGUGAGUGUGGGCGGCCUCUGUCUCUCCUUCAUGACGUGGGUGGAAGAGUCGUGGGAGGAGUCACGUCAGGCUUGUCAUGGCUUGUCAGGGGAGCUGGCUGCUGUUACUGACAUUGAACAACUGAGAGCUAUAUACCUGUACCUGCACCAGGAAGGGAUCGCUGGUCAUUCCUUCUGGCUGGGAGGCUCCGACACGGCCCAGGAGGGCGUCUGGUUGUGGACUGACGGUCAACGCGUCCCUAUGGGGGCACCGUUCUGGGGCUACGUGAAGUCAUAUGUGUUGGAGCCACAAGGUGGAAGAGCUGAGAACUGUCUUCUGUUGAGCUAUGACGGCUUCCACUACUUCCGUGACUAUUCCUGUAGCCUGCUGAGGACCCCACUGUGUAUGUAUGCCCAGUAGCUGCUGGUGGAGCCUGGUGACCCAUGGUGACCCUUAGUAGCCUCAUGGUGAUCCCUGGUGACCAAUGGUGACCCUCUAAUAACCUCAGUGAGUAUUUCUUCAGUAGCUGCUGACCACAAUAACACAGCCGAAGUGUGGCAGCUCUCACACUUGACGAGUUUAUAAGAUGCUGCGAAAACUUUCUUUGUAAUGUAUGAGAAUAUUGAAAGAAUAAACAGCAACACAAA
This is a messenger RNA of Cherax quadricarinatus, 1220 nucleotides long. NCBI's taxonomy places the organism in Eukaryota, Metazoa, Arthropoda, Malacostraca, Decapoda, Parastacidae. The record is from RefSeq and is a predicted model, not a curated record.